AUGGCCGAAGGCACAGUACCAGCAGAGAGACAGAGAAUGCCAGACUUGGGCGACAAUGAAGCUUUACAAACGUUUUUGAUGAAUGGCGUGGCUUCCAUUCAUCGGAAUCCCGAAGACAAGAUGAAUCCAAGUACCUACAUGAACCUCUACACAGCUGUAUCAGAAUUGAUCAAUCGCAAAAAAUACGAAGACGGAGUACUUCUCUCGGAAAAUAUCUACAAGGGCGUAUUUAAGAUUCUGGCCGAGCAUUCACAGUCGGUGGCGGCAAAGCUCGAAUCCCAAGAUGACUGUGCUUUGCUGGGCGCUUACUUUGCUGAAUGGGACCAAUGGACCUCGAGUGCAACAAAGGUCGACCGUAUACUGAAUCUUCUCAAUCGUCAUUAUAUUCUUAGGCUUACGAGCGAGGGAAAGAAAGGGAUUUAUACGAUCCGUCUCCUUCAUUUUGUUCAGUGGCGAUCUCACGUCUGGGAGAAAGUUUAUUCUCGUGUUAUCGACUGUGCCCAGAGGGCGAUUCAGAAGAAUGAUGAGGAGGCAAACAGGAUUAACGCUAUGAUACAGAGUCUUGAGAAAGGUCAACCCGAUUCUGACCCUACUUUUGGGAAUGAUGAUCGCACGGGAAUUCGCAAGAGCUUUGAGGCACCGUUUGUACUUGAUGUGGAGAAACUUGAGAGAGAAGUUGAUGAGAUUAAUGCUAGUUUGGGAAACGCAUCAUCAAAUUGA
This is a messenger RNA of Fusarium poae, 720 nucleotides long. RefSeq lists its product as uncharacterized. Gene Ontology annotation, cellular component: cullin-RING ubiquitin ligase complex. The transcript is spliced from 3 exons. Bases 1 to 720 code for a protein of 239 amino acids. NCBI's taxonomy places the organism in Eukaryota, Fungi, Ascomycota, Sordariomycetes, Hypocreales, Nectriaceae. Gene Ontology annotation, biological process: ubiquitin-dependent protein catabolic process; protein ubiquitination. The record is from RefSeq and is a predicted model, not a curated record. Gene Ontology annotation, molecular function: ubiquitin protein ligase binding.